Amoebophrya sp. A120 is the source of this 2506-nucleotide messenger RNA. Lineage: Eukaryota; Dinophyceae; Syndiniales; Amoebophryaceae. The record is from the annotation of a GenBank genome assembly.
GGUCAACAUUCUUUCUCCUUGAUCUCGGCAAGUACAAUAAAAACCCGCGGCCCAGCAGAGGAACCAUUUUUGAGAGAAAUACUAUACAAUCUACUCCCUUGUUUAUCUUCUCGCAGAGACGAGUUGUUGCUUUAGCUUUUCGUCUGAUCGUUUUGCUCUGCCGUGUUGAUCAUGGGUGCCUUGAAUAAAGGCGGUGACCACGACGCCGAUGGCGGGAGCGUCUGCGUCCUGCGCUUCCCCUCGGAAGUUGCGGGGUCUCGCGAGGCGGUGCUGCAAAAGCUUGGACUGUCGGAAUCGUGUUGGACGACGCCAAUUUCUGUAGUGGAAGACCGAAUAGCUGCGGCACUGAAAACAAGCACUGCUGAUUCGCCGCAGAAACUGGACCUGUCCCACGUGGAUCUCAGUGACCGAAAGCUGGAGAUCGCCGUGGAAAACAACAAGCGAGAGUUCGAAGCACAGGUCCGCAAGUACGCCGCCGCGCAGGAGCUGCGAAAGAAAGCCGGGAAGGUAGUCGGGGAUAUAAUUGUCUUGUUCAACAAGUACUAGACAAUGAUGCGGUUGUAAAUUUGGGCAAUAGAAGAUGCAAUGAAUCGGCAGAAGACGCAAGGAAAGCUUGCGUUUUUCAUAAUUUCGAAUAUGCGGUUUGUUUUUUCCCCAUAGAGCUACGUCGCGCAAUGAUAAAUCAUGUUGAAUCUGAACACAGGAAAAGGACUUUGCCACUGCGACCUCAAAGCGCAAGAAGGCCAAGGAGAUGGAGACGGAGGCGGAUGAACGAAAGGUGGAACUGAGGACCGAAAUGGAGGAGCACAUUGAAAACAUGCAGCGCCUAGGGUGGCAAAAGCUCAUCUACACUUGGGAAAACAGGAAAGAGGCAGACGGAACGGCUGGAGCCUCUUCAUCUCCUUCCAGUGCUGCAGCAAAGCGGGAUGGCACUGCCAGUGAAUCGGCUGGAAGUGGUGCUGCGGCGACUACGAGCGAAACGGACGAUAUUUUGAUCGAAGAGAUUGAACCAGAGGCACGUGCGACGAGCGGUUCUACAACGGCUAGCGCCAUGGCUGCGCUUCAGCGAGCAGCGGCUCCCGGAGAUACUUCUCGAGUAUGGGCGGACAAGGAAAAAGAGCAAAUUGGUAUACGGUAUAGAAGUAGACUUCGUUUCAUUCACCAUUCGCAUUUUCGGAGUCUCGUUGGUGUUUCUGUUUCAUCGCAUUGGUAGAUUCUGUUACCGUCCGUACUACAUUCUGCCCUAUAGCAAUACAAAAAUAAACAUAGAACCUUCGGAGAGCGAGCCUCCUGGAGCAUUGUCACAGGCCGCAGGAUUCCAAGUGACCAGUGGGCAGACACUACAGCUACGGGACGUGCGGAUACUGAACUUCCGAAACUGCAAUCUCGGUGGAACGGCGCUCGACGCUUUGUUCGCAGCGAUUCUGCAACAAGAGAUACCUCUUCACGCAAUAUGCCUAGAUGCCAAUCCGAUUCAGGACGACGGGAGCCGCGUGCUUGCUCAGAUGCUCUGCCACACUUCAGAGCCGCACACCAACAACGCUAAAGCAGAGAAGGUUGAACUAGAACUCGUCUUUCUAAAACUUAUGUCUGCAGCUCUGCUGAAGUAUGGAAACCUUUCGUGUCAUGAUUCCGGCUGAAGUACAAUUCUGACGACGCCCUUCCAAUAGCCAAAUUUGACCAAUGCAACAGGCCAAGCGCGUGACGCAGUUGGGGCGAAAACAUGCCCGGAAAAUGGACGCGGCAACUGCGAUCUGUCCCACUCUCGAAUCAGUCUCGGCGCAGGCUAUUCAGAUUACCGAUGCCGGCUUCAGCACGCUCGUGGCGGCCAUUGCAAAAGCAGGGCCGAACCUGCACCUCCUGGACGUUCGUAACAACAGCGGCGUGGAGAUGGGCAGCAACGACCGAGACAUCGCUUUGCGAGGCAUGAAAACCUUUAACAAAACGUGUGCCGUCCUUCACUGAUUGCGGACUGAGUGUUGGUUCAUCUUCCUUCUUGACGACAACAAGCACAUGAAAAACAUACCACCUUCACCUUGUCAUGGCGUGUUGCGCUGAGACCCUAUGUAAUUGUUUGCGCAGGGUGGUAAAUCUGUUGACUUCAUCUUCGGUUGCUGUUAGAGUAAUUUGUCGGUGUCGUCCCAGGGUCGCUCGGACUGGAAUCAAUGUCAUCGUGGAAGAAUAGCAGGCUAAGCAUCGCAAUGUCGUGAUCGUUUCUGAUCGUCAUCGUUUCGUAUAGCUUCUUCUGAUUGAUUGAUAUGAAUACAAAUACUGCUCCCGCCCCGGUUCGCCGGAUCCUCUUUAUCAUGUGUACGAAUACGAAAAACAAAAAGAUCUGUUGGCGAUCGACGUUCAGGCCGGACUUGAGAGAGCUUUAAUAGUUCUUGGAUCAACUUGAUCAUAGAGCCAGAUCUAUGUUCUUUUUCUAGGGUGAUUUUUGUGACGCCUUGGGGCGGCUUGUUGGAUGCUGUUUAUCGACUUAGACGGUUUCGUCAGUGUUUUUCCA